AUGGGGCUCUUACUGAACUUUCUACUCCUGGGCCACCUAACGGUGGUAACCUAUGGCCAUCCCAUCCUGGAAGCAGCUGAGAGUGUCACAGGGCCUUGGAAAGGGGAUGUGAAUAUUCCCUGCACCUAUGGUCCUCUGCAAGGUUACACUCAAGUCUUGGUAAAGUGGUUGGUACAACGUGGUUCAGACCCAGUCACCAUCUUCCUACGUGACUCCUCUGGAGACCAUAUCCAGCAAGCAAAGUACCGGGGCCGCCUGCAUGUGAACCACGAGGUUCCAGGAGAUGUGUCCCUUCAACUGAAUAUCCUGGAGAUGGAUGACCAGAGCCACUACAUGUGUGAAGUCACUUGGCAUACCCUUGCUGGCAACGAAGUAGUGAGAGAUAAGAUCAUUGAGCUCCGCAUCCAGAAACUCUCUGUUUCCAAGCCCACAGUGACGACUGGCAGUGGCUACGGCUUCACAGUGCCCCAGGGAAUGAGGAUUAGCCUUCAAUGCCAGGCUCGGGGUUCUCCUCCUAUCAGUUAUGCUUGGUACAAGGAACAAAUUCAGGACCAGGAACCCAUCAAAGUAGCAGCCUUGAGUACCUUACUCUUCAAGCCUGCAGAGGUGGCCAACUCGGGCUCCUAUUUCUGUACUGCCAAGGGGCGGGUAGGCUCUGAGCAGCGCAGCGACAUUGUGAAGCUUGUGGUCAAAGACUCCUCAAAGCCACUCAAUGCCAAUACUGAGGCACCUACAACUAUGCAAUACCCUAUUGUCAUUGCAACAUCCACAGAGAACCCACCCUGGGGCUUGACCACUGAAGUGGAUGGCUACCUCGAGAAGACCAGUGCUGGGUCAGGAAAGGGCCUGCCUAUCUUUGCCAUCAUUCUCAUCAUCUCCCUGUGCUGUGUGGUGGUCUUCACCAUGGCUUAUAUCGUGCACUGCAGGAAGACAUCCCAACAGGAGCAUGUCUAUGAAGUGGCCAGGGUGCAUGCCAGGGAUGCCAAUGACUCUGGUGAAACCAUGAGGGUGGCCAUCUUUGCAAGUGGCUGCUCCACUGAAGAGCCAGCUUCCUGGACUCUGGACAACGACUACUCUGAGGACCCCUGCCUGGGCCAGGAGUACCAGAUCAUCGCCCAGAUCAACAGUGACUACGCUCGUUUGCUGCAUACAGUUCCCCCAGAUUAUGGGCUUCUGGCUACCGAUAGCAAGAGUGUCUGCUAAAAAUGCCUACUAGGCCAGGGUCUGCUGACAUAAUUGCCUAUUCAGCCCUUGCCUUCUGCAUGGCCCCCUUCCUUGCUACCUCUCUUCCUGGAUAACACAA
Messenger RNA from Diceros bicornis minor, 1303 nucleotides. It is a transcript of the gene VSIG4, whose product is annotated as V-set and immunoglobulin domain containing 4. NCBI's taxonomy places the organism in Eukaryota, Metazoa, Chordata, Mammalia, Perissodactyla, Rhinocerotidae. Bases 1 to 1203 code for a protein of 400 amino acids. The transcript has 8 exons. Gene Ontology annotation, biological process: negative regulation of T cell proliferation; negative regulation of macrophage activation; negative regulation of complement activation, alternative pathway. The record is from RefSeq and is a predicted model, not a curated record. Gene Ontology annotation, molecular function: complement component C3b binding.